AUGAAUUCAGGAAAAUUUGUUCAGCCUGAGCCUCGAAAUACGUUUACAUCUUAUCAACCACCUUCCUCGCACAGUUUGGUACCUCAUCCACCGAUCCCGCAACAAUCUCAUAUCGGUCCAGUAGUUCCUAUUGGUGCAGUGAGUUUCGGACCUUAUCCUCAGAAUGUGUUCUGUCCAACAUGUAACCAACAAGUGCUCACUUCUACCCAUAAGAAAUCUGGUGUUCUUGCCUGGUUGGUAUCGAUCGGUUGUUGUCUAUUCGGUUGCAUAUGUGGCUGCUGUUUAAUUCCCUUUUUUUCAAGUAUCACUUUAGAUGUUGAACAUUCGUGUCCAAAAUGUGCCCGAAAACUUGGUAUUUAUAGUAAAAUCUAA
Molecule: messenger RNA, 372 nt
Organism: Panonychus citri (citrus red mite)
Lineage: Eukaryota; Metazoa; Arthropoda; Arachnida; Trombidiformes; Tetranychidae
Product: lipopolysaccharide-induced tumor necrosis factor-alpha factor homolog
Exons: 2
Coding region: 1-372 (123 amino acids)
Molecular function (GO): zinc ion binding
Source: RefSeq, a predicted model, not a curated record